GACUUGUUCGUGCUUUGAUUGUACGUCGCUCUUUAAAACUUUGACCAUCGGUCAUACCCGAUUCCGUCGACUUUGUGCUAUCACUUGUCUAUUCAGUAGUAAUUUGAAUAAUUUUAUUUUGUUUGUAUUUUCUGUGUUUCGUUAUUCGUUGUAAACUGCCUACCUGCUAUUCAUCUGAUAUUAUUUGUUAUAAUUAAUUAAAAACAAUUACUUUUUUUUAUCUUUAUUUGUGUAUUUACUUUAGCAUAUAGGUUUGUAAUAAUGAUGAACAACGAAGAAAUCGUCGCUCUUCCAGAUCAUUUGGUGGACCAUGACUACUUUUUGCCAGUUGUGUAUGAAGAUGAUCAUAUACUGCAUGAAGAAGAAGAGGAACUAGAAGAUGAAGAAGAUGAAGAGAUUGUCGUUGUAGGAGUGUCUGAAACUUAUUCUAUAAUUCCUGGAGUUCAAAGCCGAUCAAGGAUUUAUGUGGACAAUUUAGGAUUUAAGUACUACAAACGUGAAGCUCGAGGAGGCCGCGUGUAUUUAGUAUGCGAACGGCAGAAGAAGCGGAACCAGUACUGUCAUUCCACUGCAACUGUAAGUACAGAUUUGAGGGAUAAUAGGAUUCAUCUACAGAACUACCACGAUCACCAACCUGCAGAGAUUGACCUGAAUGUGCCGUUUUUGAGAGAAGCCAUUGGUGAAAGAGGAAUUGAUCCAGCAGUUACAACUUCAUUUAUGAGAACAUUGUAUAAUAAUGAAAUUAUCAACCACCCAGAAGCAGCUCCCAACUACACAUUCCUUCAAGCUCAAGAACGAGUGAAAAAGAUGAGACGUAGAAGAUUCCCACUACAACCACUUGACAUAGGACAACUUGCUGUUGCGCUGAAUGAAGAACGUAAUGCCAUUUAUGCUUCUACAGUUCAAAAUCCCCCAUCUAGGUUCUUUCAACAAGCAUUAGUGGUCAAUGGAAGGAGUGUUGGACUGAUCUUUGCAAAUAUGGCUGCAAUUGAAAAAUACCGAGAAGACUUGGCCACGGUGACAUUGGUUGGGAUUGAUGGAACUUUCAAGACUGUGCCUCGUGUUCCAGCAGAUUUAAAAUGUUUCCUAACAGUCCAGGUGGUUUUCAGAAGUGUAUCGUUUCCAAUGGUCUAUGCUCUACUGGGGAGUAUGACUGAAGAAGUUUAUUCGGCUCUGUUUGAUAUUGUACGAAAUAUUUUACCAUUAAAUUAUGAACUUGUUUGUUUUAUUACAGAUUAUGAAAAAGCUUUGAUGUCAGCUGUUCAGCAAUCAUUUCCAGAAAGCCAAUUAAGAUGUUGUUGGUUCCAUUUUACUCAAUCAAUUGUACGUUAUUGUCACCGAAGGAUGAAUAGUGUUUUGGACUUGGUUCGUACAAACCCGGUAGCAGCUCGAGUUCUCAGAAUGGUUUUGGCAUUACCUCAUCUACCCGCUACUAGGAAUGACCCACGCUGUCCACAAUUUUCCAUGACUGAUGGUUUCAGGGCUAUCAUUCAUUACACUAGACAAUUUCCUGAGAUUGAACGAGGCAUGAGAAACUUUUUAAUUGGCUAUGUAGAAUCUUUUUGGUUGUUACAGGUCGGUCCAGAUUUAAUCAGUGUUUUUGGAGAAGAAUAUAGAACCAACAACUACUUGGAGUCUUUCCACGCUACACUUCUUGUUCAAAUGCAAAGACACCCUAAUGUUUGGAAUUUCCUUCAGAAACUGACUAUCAUUGAAAAUCAAUAUUUCAUUGAAUUUGAACAAGCCAGAAGAAACCUCAGGAUUAGAGAUGGUGCAUCAAGAAGGGAACGAGAGAACACCACAAAUAUCUUAGCUGGUCAUGUGGAGCAACUGAACCAAGAUGGGGACCUCAUAGGAUUUUUGAGAAGGGCUGGACAUCGCAAUGAUGGAUAUGUACAAGGCAUAAUCGGGCCAUAUCCACAGGUUUGAUAAGUUGUAUCUUUUACAAUCAGCCCGAGAUUCUAUGGUCAACUAUAAUUAAUUUCAUUGUUAAUUAUAUUUAUAAUAUAUUUUAAGUUUUUAUAAACGUUGAUCGUUCUAAAAUAUUAUAACACUUGUUUUAUUUUGUUUUAUCCAUUAAUCCUAACAAAUUGUUCUACGGUAAUUUUGUAUUUAUUAUUUUAAACAAAUAAUUAUUAAAUGUUCUAAUUAAAAUAUAAUGUUAAUUGUAUGUGGGCAACAAAACCCUAAAUAUAAGUUAAUUUAGUUUUGUAUUAAUUAUAAUAUAAAUAUUCAUAAUUUUAAUAGUUUUUGUAUAAAAAAUACAGUGAAACCUCCACUAACGGACACCUCCCAAUAGCGGACGUUUUUUGGGGAACGGAUGAAUAAAUUUCAAAUAUGUAACCCCUCUGAAUAACGGACAAAAUUUUGGUGACCGAGAGUGUCUGCUAUUCGGAGGUUUCACUAUAUAAUUAAUGUUUUGAUUCAAUAACUACUAUUAUGUUAAGCUUGUUUUUUUCUCUACUAGUAAUUUAUAUUAUAAUAGCUAUAUUGUUCUAUUAUUAUGUAACAUUUCAAUUUUAAAUUUAUUAUAUGUAUACUAUCAACGUUGUUCUAUUACCAUUACUUACUGUUAUUUUUCAUAUAGAUUUUAUUUGACUACUUUCCUAACUUUCUUUUUAGCACAAGCUUUGCUUUUGAAAAGAGAACCAAAAGUUUUAACCUUUAUAUUGUACAUAUUUAUAUUAUUUAUUAUUUUAUAAAACUUGCAGGGUAUUAUAUAAUUUAAAAUAAAAAUUUUCAUUUAAUGUAAUUCAAACGAAUAAUGUAAAACAACUCGUAAGAGAGACAUUACCAAUUUAAUUAAAACCAAGUGGAUAAUUCAAUUUUUUUAUUUUUUACAUUCUUUAAUCAAAUUUUUUUUUUUCUUAGAAAAA
This is a messenger RNA of Metopolophium dirhodum (rose-grain aphid), 2876 nucleotides long. RefSeq lists its product as uncharacterized. The transcript is spliced from 10 exons. The record is from RefSeq and is a predicted model, not a curated record. NCBI's taxonomy places the organism in Eukaryota, Metazoa, Arthropoda, Insecta, Hemiptera, Aphididae. The coding region runs from base 262 to 1929 and encodes 555 amino acids.